Messenger RNA from Durotheca rogersii, 6371 nucleotides. RefSeq lists its product as uncharacterized. The record is from RefSeq and is a predicted model, not a curated record. The transcript is spliced from 2 exons. The coding region runs from base 620 to 6361 and encodes 1913 amino acids. NCBI's taxonomy places the organism in Eukaryota, Fungi, Ascomycota, Sordariomycetes, Xylariales, Xylariaceae.
UUUUUUUUUGUUCCUUCUUUUAGAGGCGGAGAGGUAAGAAAACACUGGUGUGUAUUCUAUUAUGAUUCGGCGUAGGCGGAAAUGCACCGGAUUCAUGCGAGCUCUUGUUACCUCUCGUUGCAUGUAAUCCUAUUCUCCGCCUCUGCUUCAUAAGACGCCUCUCCGCCUGCAUCAUCCCGUGCAAUUCCCGCCGACACCGAGCCUUGCAUGCGCAUCCGCCACGACGCCUACGCUCGCAAGUGGCCCGUCUCACACUUGGAUCGUCCGGAUGUCGCCGUUUUGACCCCUCAACGCCAGCAUGAAGCCUGGGCUACGGUCCUGAUCAAUUUAGGUGAGGAGCUAUCCCGUUCGUGUAACCGACGAAGAAGUGGGAAGAGGAGAGACAGAUUAAAUAGGGGGUGCCAGAGAGAGAGAGAACGGGAUGCGGUGUGUUUAAGUGGCUGUGGUGGCCGUUGCUCUGGCAUGCGACCGUUUGAGGGCGGGCCAAGUGACAGAGCCAUCCACUUGGAAAACAUGUAGAUCUCGUCUGUCCAUGUGUAUAUCUGCGUCAUCCUGACACAUAUCGAUCCGGUGUUGGCUGGAAUGUUGCUGAGACUAACGUUAUCAUCUCUAACAGAUCAUGACUGCCCCAAAGUCUAACGAUGAAGACGAUCCAGCGGAUCCUGAGACUCCCAGCCAAACCUCCCCUACGAAGACAAGCACUUCCGAUGCCGCCCCUGGCAAGACAUCUACUGGCAAGGACGCAACGCUCAGUAAAGAUGGAACCCCUACGGCAACGCCGGGCGCUGGUCGCCCCCGGUCCGCUACAACGAGACUACCCCCUACGCUCCUCGGAGACUUCUUGCUCGGCCGACCAUCGCCGGCCCGAGUCGCGGCAAGCAGAAAAGCAGCUCGGGAAGCGGCGCGAGAGCGGCGGAAGAGUUUGGAGAUGGUGAAGCAGGAGAUGCGCCAGGCUGCUGUGAUGCGCAUCCAGGCUCCCGGAGGUGUGCAUGACCGAGUUAAGAAAUGGCAGAAGACAAACGCGGCAGCCAUGGCCAAUGCCGAUCCCUUGGCAACUCCUACGGAGCCGAGCGAGGUGAACAUACAAGUAGACGAGGAGAGCGUCACCGAGGAGGAUCGGGUGAGGAUCAAGUCGCGCCAGAAGAAGAAAUCACCGCUGAAAGGAGCGGACACCCAACCUAGCACUGACGGAGGCGGGGCCGGGAAGGAGAACAAGAUAGAUCCUAAACUGACAACCGCGCCUAAGAAGCGGGUGGUUAGUGAUACCAACUGGAUGAAGGAGAAGAAGAAGAACGCGCCGCCGGCAAACCACCCACCGAAAGCGAAGCCGAACGAGGGCGCCGGAAACCCCUUACCGAAAGACUUCUUGGCCCGUACCGCAGCUAACCCCUCUGUCGCCAAAAAGGUUAGGGACUGGGCGAGCAAAGUGGAAAUCCCCGAUCAACACCCAAAGAGGCACCGUCCGGCCACGAGAUCGGUAGGAAGCAGUGACGGACUUCGCAUGAAAUCUGCCCCAUCGGAAAGCGACGUCGCGAGUGCAAGGUCGGCCUCUGCCAGACUUACCACCGUCCUCAGCAGCUCCCUAGACUCUAAGGAAACGAGCAAUGAUGGCAUUCGCGUCCGGCCUAUCCAGGGGAAAGACGAUGUUAAAAGCGAAGGACCAACAUCGCCUGGCCUCGUCGUCGAGCCCCUUAAGCUACGAAAGUCAAAUACGUACGAGGACGACGGCAUUCGCGUCAUUCCCACGCGGAGCGAAAAUAGUACAGCAAGUGGCAGAUCACACUCUAUUCGAGUUGCGGAAGCUUCCGGAGCACGAAAACCGCGGGGGGGCAAGGGCAGCAAUGCGAAGGCUGAAUCAGCGCAGAAGCAGACCUAUCGGGAGGAAAGCGUCUUGACGGAGUCGCAAACAGCCUCUUCUCUGACCGAUUUAACUACGGAAUCCUCCGACCUGUCUUCAAGGCGAACCUCCAAGCUCCUUAACACCAGUGGGACAGGCACUCGGAGCGACCGUUCACCAUCAGACCGCACAGAGACGGCAGGGGAAGAAACCGGGUCCGACAGAACACAAACGCCGCCGCAUCAUAGCAGCAGACAACCUUCCAAGCAGCCGCACAAUCAUACCCCAAAGGCCACCGGAGAGCCUUCUGCGAGAAGUCAGGCGAACACUGGCACCACAGCAACGGAGGAGGUAUCUGGCAGCGACUCUUGGUCGAGCGACUCGGUGUCAGAGAUGCCGUUCAGUGUACUGCCGAAAUCGUUAGCAGACAUACCAGUCGGGUACUCGGCGUUCAGCGAGCUCGAUCUGCAAACGGGUUCAAGAAGGCCAAGCACCAGACCAAAAUCCAAGAGGCAGACUAGCUUCAAGGGUGCUACUAACGCCCUGAAGAAAGCGCUGACGGAGGGAAAAAAGAUUCUCACCGAAAAGGUCGAUCACCCAAAGCCUGUCCCUAACCAGCCACCCAAUAUCGAAACAUGGUUAAAAGACACCGUUGACCCUUUUAUCAAUUCGCCAGACACCCCCGAAACUUCGGAGAACAAAAGAUCUGUCGGUGGAGAGCGAGUAGACGAAAGCAAGACCCAGCGCUCUACUCCUCCGAGACAUAGACAUGUUGACCCUUCAUCCCCCCUAAGCGCUGACAAGCGCGAAGACAAUGUCCGGAGCAAAGAAAUUAGUAAAACAGACCCAGACCAGUUGCACAGGACCAAGUCGACGACACCAACUUCACCCGGGCUGAAGAGAAGCCGAGCAACUAGGCUUUCGUCGUCUGCUUCAAAGAACAGCAUCAGGGAAGGCCUCAAGGAGAAGCUUAAGGAUGCGUUCCGUGGGGAGUCGGCCGGCCACGGCCCUCCACGAUUCGAGUAUCCGAGCUGCCCCGAGGUAGUAGACCUCGAUGAUGAGCGCGAGAGUGAAUAUCGCGAACGGCGUCGAUCCUCCGGCACAAGAAAUAGUCAAUCACUCGAAGACCAGGACCACGAUGAUGAUGACAAUUGCUCGUCACAUUCUUCUGACACUGAGAAGUUGACGCCGUCACCUCUCCACCCCAAACGAAAGCCGCCGACUAAUGGCUUUCAUGAAUUGUCAACAAUCGUAUCUGAGCUCGAAUCAUAUGGUACGAUCGAAUCAGAUCUAUCAUCCGUCUUAUCGCAUACAACCAUAACAGAGGCUCCGACUCUGUCGAGAAGCCGGGCAGUGUCUCGCAGGGGAAGCCAAAAACCUAGCCUCAAGAGGCGGCAUACAAAGCAUUCUGAUCUGGUGUCUGUCCUCUCAUUACCCAAGGAUGACUCGAUGCCGAGGAAACGAAGUAGUCGCCGCUCACAGAAUGCUAGGGGUUCACCCGACCGUCCCGGCGAUGCGGCUGUGGAUGGGCUCCUAAACGAAUUUUCAUACGACGAAGAUCUUUACCAGCGUGAAUUAAAGACUCUCGUCGACGGAGUCAUCCCAGUCCUCUUAACGCAGUUCGUGCACAAUACGAGUAGAGCUAGAAGGGACCUUUUUGGUUCCCCCCCAAACCGGUACAAGGAGGAUACACUGGACAACGCGGUGGUAAACAUGGGCAUUGCCCUCGAAACCCUGCGAAACAACCACAUUUGGUGCCCACUAUCCGACCUACAUAAACUGCCCCAAUGGCUCGAAGGGGUCCAUUCUAUUUACAACCAUUACCUUGAUGUGUGGCGUCUGGGUUUCCAGGGUAUUAUAGUCAACCUAGCUCCGAGAGCACCUGGCGAGGAGGAUUCCCUCAUAAAUGCCAUGCCCCGGAAUGAGCAGGGCGACAUCGUAGACGAAGACGGCGAACGCAUCGACGUUGCCCACUUGCUGAAGCGUCCCCUAGUCCGAGUCAAACGGAUAAACAAAUUCAUCCAGGGCUACCGAUCGGCCACCAAUGCCAUGGAAUUUGAACCGCUUGCUUCCAAAUGGGCGACACUCCAGGAAAAGGCUCGACGACGACACAAGGAAGAAGUGGCAAGGGUCGUCGAUGACGAUGCGAAGAAUACCGAUACGUCCCGAACCCAUGACUUGAGAACGCUGGAAGCCCUGGAAAACGUCCGGAUCGACCGCCUCCGUCAGGUCUACGCGAAGGACACAUUUUCCCUCGACCUACGACAUUCAAACGGACAACGACUUGAAUGCCAUGUCGAACUCGUUUCCAGAGACAAUAUACUAUUCAAGUCCGAUCCGGGUGACCUCCUCAUCAGGGAAACAGGCAGUGGUGGCCGUUCGUGGCUCCUAUUUGCGCCCGUACUUGGAGGACGUUAUUCCGCUCGGAGGGGAGACGAUAAGAACGAGCUUGUCGUCAUGAUCCGCGGUCCCAAGGAAGAGUGGUUUGAGCUUUUGUUGCUCAAGACAGACAAUGAAGAUCAAGUCCUGGAUUGGCUGAACAUACUCGGCAGUGACCCGAUACCCCCUGCAUUCCCGGAGACGCUACCUCCCACAUCACGGUCAUCAGUUCCACCGUCCACGUCAGAAGCUGACGGAAUUCCGAUGGGCGAGAAGCGAUACCCGAAUACUACCAACCGUCAUACGUUCGCAGGAUCUGUUGACAAGCCAGAUCGCGAGAUUGGCCGCACCCAAUCUCGUGAGCGAGUUUCUAGCUUACCUAACGCGCCGAAUUCGCCCCAUCAUGCCGAAUCAUCCACCCAGUCAGACGAUAAGACAUUACCUCAGGACUCCUACCCCAAGUCCCGACGUCAGUCACGGGUUCCUACGGUCAACGAACCCAGCCCACGCUCGUUCAGUAUUCCCGAACCGCUCUCGAUCAAGAAGACGGCUCCGAAUAGCACACCUUACCGCGAUGACGGCGCUCCACCCCCGCCAGUUCAUCGAACCUUCAGCUCUAAAAAGGCACCUCUACUCGCACCCCCUGUCGAUCAGCAUCAGUCACGUCUGAAGCGGCGGACUUCUUCACCCCUCAAGCACGAAUAUCACCCCUCAGAUGUGUCUUCCGAGGACUCUAUGUCGUCAUCCGGAUCCGGAGAUGAAGACUUGGUCUCCGAGGAGUCGUCCGACGACGAGCUUGAGGCAGCUGACAUACCCGACACUACCCCAGCCAUUAGCAUCAAGCAUAACACAGAGCAGCACCCCAGCAGACCCUUCGUCUCGGAGAGUGCCGUCAGUCUGACUCCGUCUGCUUCCGCGUCCCAAGCUGGCUUGCCGAGGUUCGAGAGCGAGCAACCGGCAUAUUCCAUCAAGUCAAUUGCUUCUAUAUCCUACUGGGACAAUAAGCAUGGGCGAUGGAAGGACCUUUGGCCUGAGCUCUGUUCUAUCGUCACCACGCCGGGCCUCAUCGAGGCUUUUCCGUUAGCUCGGGCACAACCGUCGCCGAAGGGCACAUCACAGGAAGAAGAGCUACCACUGGUCGCGCUGGACCUCACUCCUCUAGUUAUGCUGCGCAACAGCACAGCCGUCGACUUGGAGAUCAAAUCGCCCGUCUUAAGCUACGCCAAACUUUACGAGAAGGUGGCCAAGUAUGAAUCGUCCGUCUUCCGCUUCCGAACGCAGUCGAUUCCCGAGUGCGGGUCACUCUACACGGCGGUUCACCGCGCGCGCAUGGACAACGCAAAGUAUAAGGCGCUCGAGGAGGAGGCGCGUGUCCGGUCGUUCGGCCAGUACCAGAGGCAAGAGGGCGAGGGCGAGGGCGAGGGCGAAGGCAGCAGCAAUCGACGAGGGUGGUUUGGCCGAAAGAACAGCUAUCGAGCUUCGACGCGCGCCCCGUCACAGUCCGCCGGCAGCAUUUCGCAAUCUUCGAGCAUGUCGGCGUCCUCAUUCCUCAGAAAGCUCAUAGGAAACGGCAACCAAUCCUUCAACAUCGGCAUGUCCUCGGUCGAUAGACAGUCGCGGUCCGGAGCCGGAGAAGCGUCGCUUUACACAUCUUCGUCCUCGUCGGCCACGCCACCCCGCUCGCCUUCGGUCAGCUUGGCGAACAGCGGGAACACCAGGGUGAGCCUCACAACGAACAACCUCAAGGUCCGCCUCCACCUCAUGAUCUCCCCAAGCCGGUGGGAGGAUUACGGCAACUGUCUGCUCGAGGUCACGAGGCCGGACGACGGUGCUCGACAGAGUUUGAGGAAGUGGCAGGGCAUGGAGAAACGGAUUGUCGUCACGACGAUCCCGAAAAAGAGCACAGUCAAGCCCCUGGUAAUCCUAGACAUCGUGCUGGGCAGCCGAUGCUUCAGUCGACUCGGAAGCCGAGGAGUCCUGCUCAACGUCUGGGAGGAAGUCAAGAACGAGAGUGGUGAGGCGGGAGUCGCGCCUCAGGGCGGAGCCAGCGGAGGAAACGUGAGCAAGUGGUGCUUUCAGUGCUCCUCACCGAUGGAGGCGAGCUGGAUCUUUGGGCUCGUCACGCAGGAGGUCGUAAUCAGUUGAUAGAUACCCC